Molecule: messenger RNA, 3412 nt
Organism: Ruditapes philippinarum (Manila clam)
Lineage: Eukaryota; Metazoa; Mollusca; Bivalvia; Venerida; Veneridae
Product: alpha-2A adrenergic receptor-like
Exons: 2
Coding region: 263-1531 (422 amino acids)
Biological process (GO): neuropeptide signaling pathway
Cellular component (GO): membrane
Molecular function (GO): neuropeptide receptor activity
Source: RefSeq, a predicted model, not a curated record
CAUCUCAUUUUUUUGCGUUACUUUCAAUCGAGACUCAGCAGUCGAAAGUUGUUUGGGCACUUGCAAGCUAAAAUCAAUGAAUACAUGAAAUUAAAUAGGAGAUGAAUUUUAGUGAUUAAUAUCAGCUUUUCAAAGGGAUUAGAUUUAUAGAUAUUACUUCGAUUCCAUAACUUAUAAUAUCGUUUGCAUUUAGGGAAAAUUAUCAACAGAAUAAAAAUCAACUUAUUUAUUAACAGCGGAAGAUUGACAGCUGUUUAUUAAAAUGGAGAGUCAAGAGGAAAUGAAUACACGUUAUGCAGACAAACUGCUACCAUUGACAGUUCUGUUUGGAUUUUUUUCUUUCGUAGGCGUGGUCGGUAAUAUAAUUGUGUUACUAGUGUUCGGGCCUGGCAGUGCAUACAGACGCAACAAUUUCCGGGUAUUUGUCGUCUGCUUGGCGAUUAUAGAUCUUCUUACAAGUGCUUUUUUGAUACCAGCUGAAAUGUUCAAACAUCGGAACUAUUUUUCGUUUGGUGAUUUGGCCAUUUGCAAAGUGAAGUGCCUUUUUAAUGUUUGGGCUGGUUGUGCCGCAGCCUUGACCUUGUUGAUCAUAUCCAUAGACAGGUACAAGAAAGUGUGCAAACCGUUCCGUACACAGAUCUCUCCCGGAUGUGCAUUGAAGCUUUGCGUAUUUCUGGCAUUUUUUCUGUCAGUUAUACUUUCCGUUCCAGGCGCAGUCAUGUGUGGGAUCAAUGAAACAAAUAUGACCAAUAUCCAUGGAAACUUGACAACUGUUUUCAUGUGCGAGACUGAAGAAAAAUUUAAAAACCAUAUUUUCAGAAAGAUAUACAAAUUUGCUUUCAUCCUUCUGCUGCUUGGCGUGUCCGGAGCAUGCGUCGUUAUGUAUAUCUUGAUUGGUCGACAAAUUGCCAAACAUUGGGGAUCAGUACCAGUUAAUUUCAGGAAAGAUUCAGACAGAUUAAACUCUGAUUUCUCUUCGGAAACAUUUGGUAAAAUCCAGUCAUCUAAUAAUAAAAAAUCAGUCGAAACCUUGUCAAGCGUCGCCGAUGACCCUGAUCAGAUUUAUCCAUCUCUCAAUCCAAUGGAAGAAAGCAGAUCUUCAGUAGUAAAAGCUAACGGAAAUGUCGAAAUGAAUCAACAAUCGUCACAGAAAAGACUUAUCAAACAACAAAGUACAACAAGUACUUCCAGCGGCGGAAACAGGAAAGGUGACACCGCGCAGGCGAGAAGGAAAACCAUGACCCGUCAAGGGUCUGGAUUCGGGCUACGUCGGUUUCCGUAUAAAACUUUGAUAUGGUUCAUACUAACCAUUGUAUUCAUCGUGACAUACAUUGUUUACCUAGCCUUGGCUACACAAGUUCCAAAGAUUCCAACAAUGACGGCAUCAUCAUUUGCUCUUUUUCAAUCAUUCUACAGGAUUUAUUUCAUUAACAAUAUAAUCAAUCCAAUAGUUUAUGUCGUUCUUGACAAGAAUUUUCGUACGGCUCUGGGAAAGGUUAAGGACAAAAUGACAUCCUGCUUUCAUAGAUAAACAAAUGCGAUCAAAUAGGGAAAAAAACAUACUGACGUUUCUAACUUGAACGUUUUGAAAGUAUAUGUUUACUGUAUUCUUUGAAAAAAUUCAAUUCGUAUUGAUGUAGUGUGCUUAAAUUAUGUCCAACAAUUUUAUUUUUAGGUGUCCAGUAUAAAGAAUUGUUGUACAAUAUAUGCUUAUAGUAAAGGUGUGCAAUGUAUAGUACAGGUGUGAAAUGUAAUGUGUAUGUGCGCGCUGUAAAGUAAUGGUGUGCAGUGUAAAUAAGGUUUGAAUGUUAAGUAUAGGUGUGCAUUGUGCAUCAUGUGUGCAAUGUAAAUAAAAGGUGUAAUAUAAAGUAUAAGUGUGCAGUGUAAAUAAGGUGUGACUGUUAAGUAUAGGUGUGCAGUGUAUAUUUGGUGUGACUUUAAAGUAUUGGUGUGCAGUGUACAUCAUGUGUGCAAUGUAAAUAAAGUGUUUAAUAUAAAAUAGACAUGUGUGCAAUAUAUAGUAAAUGUAUAUGUGUUUACUUUAUUGUAGGUGAGCAAUGCAAAAGGUGUACAAUGUAAAAUAGGUAUUCUAUAUAAAGAAUAUGUGUGCAGUGUAAAACAAAUAUGCAAUUAAAGUUUGGUGUGCAGUGUAAAGAAAAGGUGUGCAACGUUUAGUUUAAAUCCGUUUCUAUUCUGGUCAAUAUAAAAAAUCUUUGUUCCCCUCCCACUAUAAGGAAAGCUUCAUGCCUCCCGCGACCCAUUCCAAUUUUGCAAUAUACGAUAUAUAUUUUUUUGAGCAUAAUAUUUAUGCCUGAAUUACAAAAGCUAUGUUUUCAUGAAAAUGACAGUUAUAAAAGUUGUGUCAAUAUUAAAACAAGUUCUGUUAUUUCAUUUUGAUAGUUUGUUUUUGCAAUAUGGUUUAAAAAAAAACACGGUAUAUAAAUAUAUAUAAUUUCGUGUAUUUUAUUAGUAUAUGAUCUCUGUUAUAUACAUAGAAAUUUUAACUUUCUUAUAAGUAAUCGGAAGCCUCUUAAAAUUGUUUAUACAAGACAAAUGACAUAUAACUGUAAAAUCAGAAUAUUUCGCGACGGAUUGAAUUUAGCUUAAAUCGAACGAGAAAUAGUUUCGCCACUAUAUAUCUCGGCUCUACAUUAAUAAAACUUAGCCGAGAGUAGAUAUUUGCAAAUAUUUAACCUCACGAUUUAGUACGAAUUAUGUAUUGAUUAUGCGAAAUUUUCACUUAGCGAAAAUAUCUUAUUUUACAUAAAAUAAGGUCUGUAUAUCAAACAAAAGGUAAUUUGUUCGUUUUUUUUAAAUAAACACUGAACAACAACAACAACGGCCCCAUAAGGAACAAUAAAGUAGUAUGUUUUAACAUGCCUAAGAGCAGCUGUUUUUCGAAAAUGUGUUGCUUUUCUUUCAAACCCGGCGAACAAAAUGAGGCAAAUUUUCAUGAGCGUCAAUUUAGUAGGUAGUUGGAAGUUGGAUAUUCGAAUAACCAAUUACCUACUAGCUGAUAGUUUGCAACUAUUUAACAGGUGGUAGUUGGUAAUUCAAUCCACUAUCACCAGCAUGAAAUGUUAGAACACCACAUAUACACAGGAAUCCCCAACUAACUACCAGAAGUUCGAAUUACCUUGGGUUUUCACACGAAUAACGAGUGCCCUGGUCGACGUAGAGAGACGGGGUGAUACCUUUUAUCUUGUAAUAUAUCGUUAUUAUUAUUCUGAAAAAAAACUUUGCAUCAAAUGUACUUAGAUUUUAAGAAAAAAAAAAUCUCGAGACUAAAGCAAUAAGGCCUUUUUGCAUAUUUUUACAAUUAUUUGGUAAUUUAUGCGAAUUGAAAGUGUUGUUUGCAAUAUGUUAACUACUUUCUUUGCUCACUUGAAAAUAUUAAACCUUUAAAAAUUAG